AUGGCAAGACGGCAACGAGUACCGCGCCAUAAAGAACACCGGCGGAAACGAAAUAAAAAUCCCAAAUUGUCUCCUUUUCAACGGGAACAACAACGGGCCAAACUCGCCAAUCAACCACCGAUUACAUCUAUUAAAGGUAGUCAACGGGAUUAUCCCGUUAAUCAGAGAGGAGUGAUUCAGUAUCUUAUGGCCAAACGAGAGCGGCAACUGGAGAAAAAGCGAUUACGAGAAGAAGCAGCAGCAGCAGCAAUAGCUGCUGCAGCAGAAGAGGAAAAAGAAAAUGAAAAAGUGGAAUUAACAGAAAAUGAGGUUGGAAGUAAUACAUCAUUAGAUGAAGAGACGGUGAGUUGUGGUUCAUCUUCUGCUUCAGACUCCAUUCUCCAAGAUGAUGAGAUGGAAGAGGAGAAAAAGAAAGAAGAAGAAGAAAAAAAAGCCCCUAAGAAAAAGAAAGGAGGUGUAAUGAAAAAAAAGAAAUCUCUAGAAGAAGAAAAGGAGAAUGCGAAUGAACCAUUAGUAUCCAAGAAAAGUAAAAAGGAGAGUCUUUCAUCCAAGACAAAGAAAACUUCAAAACCAAAACCAGUAGAGAUAGUAACAUUAAACGAUCAAUUUGCCGCGACACUAGCCCCUCCCAUUGCGGCCUUCCGUACACAAACCGAUAGUCAAGCGGGUGGUGAUGGAAGUCAGCAGGAAAACAAUGCACAAACCAUCAUUGCAAAGAAAAAAGAAAAGAAACAUCGUAAAAAGGUAGAAGCAAGAAAAGAACGUGUACGACAAAUGUUGAUUGAGACAGAGAAACAAUUGCAGGAUCAGUUAUCGCUUACAAAAACAGGAAAAAAACGAAGGCGGGGAGAGUCUGUGGAUGCCAAGGAUGCCGCCUUUGAGAGAAAACUUAUACAAAUGCAGAAGGAAAAGGCAGCAAAGGAGGCAUUAGAAAAACGAGAAGCCGCAAAGGAAAAACAAAAGGAUGAUGAAAAUAGUCAAAAGAGUAAACGUAAUCGUCGUAAACAAAUUUCCUUUACAGAUAAUAAAGAAGAGACAACAGAAGAUGCCCCACAUAGACCUAUGCGUUAUCCAAAUGAUAAGGGAUCUAAUAAACCCCGUGAGUUUUAUGAAUUGGUGGAUGUUGUGCGGUAUGGAGAUCGAGUGGAGGCACCGCCGGUGUUUGAUGCGGUGCCGCGCCACGAUGCCUCCAUCACUCGUUUAGCUCAACGACUGGAGAACACAACGAAAAGUACAAUAAACCGAAAAGGUACGUCUACUGCGGCUGGGUCAUCAUCCUUAUCAUCAAAGGAAGAACGAUUAAAACUACUCUCCUCGGUUGGUGGACUUGGAGAACAGAAGCGAUUGGAGCGAUUGGGUCUCGCACCUGCUGGGGCUGUUGGUCGUGUGAGUACCGCAGGUGGAGCGAUGAAACUCUCUAAAGAAGAAGAGAUGCGGCGAUUACGUGAAGGUGUGAUGGAGGCAUAUCGUCGUAAUAGACGAGCAGAGGUGGUAUCACGUAAAGGAGUGGACAUGCAACACCAAUUCCCACUGUUUUCGUAA
Molecule: messenger RNA, 1542 nt
Organism: Trypanosoma theileri
Lineage: Eukaryota; Euglenozoa; Kinetoplastea; Trypanosomatida; Trypanosomatidae
Exons: 1
Coding region: 1-1542 (513 amino acids)
Source: RefSeq, a predicted model, not a curated record